AUGGCCGACAAUAUCAAACCAAACUCAAACAAAAGACCAGCUUCCAUCCCUCCUGAAGAUCUCAGAGAUAGCAAUGGAUUUAGAUUGAGAAGACAAGCAAUAGACAAAACUUCAUUGACUGCGUACGAACAACUCGGGGGGGACAAACAUUCAGAUCUGAUAAACAUAUUGAACAAACUGAAAACAAUAUCAGAAGAAGAGACCGAAGGAGCCAGUUAUAUUAUAGAUGGAGCAUUGAGAAGAGUUCCCCCAUAUUUUUUCACCUAUUUGACAUUUUGUAAAUUACGAUGGAGAGACAGACCUUUACUUGAUAUUUUUGUUGACGAGUUCCGAGACAAAGAUGCCGACUUCUACAAGAAAGCAAUUGCUUCAGGUCAAGUGACUUUAAAUAAGAAACCAGCUGACUUGGACACUAUUGUCCGUAACGGAGAUUUGAUAAGCCAUAGAGCCCAUAGACAUGAACCAUGUGUAAGUUCAAAAGAAAUCAAAAUCAUAUUUGAAAAUGAGAAUAUAAUUGCUAUUGAUAAGCCUUCUGGGAUCCCUGUCCAUCCAACUGGAAGAUACCGAUUCAAUACGAUUACAAAGAUUUUUCAGCAUGAGUAUGGGAAAGUGGUUCACCCAUGUAAUAGGCUCGAUAGGUUGACCAGUGGACUUAUGUUUUUAGGGAAAACUUCCAAAGGAGCUGACGGAUUUGUUCAACAGAUAAAAGACCGAAGUGUCAGAAAAGAAUACAUUGCAAGAGUUGCAGGCUUAUUCCCCGUUGAAGAAAUUACAGUAGACAAACCUUUGAGAACAAUAGCGCCUAAGUUGACUUUGAACAGAGUUGAUGAGAAAGAAGGGAAGGAAGCCAAGACGGUAUUUAGGAGACUAUCUUAUGACAAAAAGUCUAAUACCUCCAUUGUUAAGUGCUUACCUUUAACAGGUAGAACCCAUCAAAUUAGAGUACACUUGCAAUUUCUUGGACAUCCGAUUGCCAACGAUCCAAUAUAUUCAAGUGAAUACGUCUGGGGCCCAAACUUGGGUAAAAAUAACGAAGGCAAUACAGAUGAAAUAGUGUCUAAGCUUGAUGGGACUGGAAAAGAUAGAGCAGUCUCAACCUGGAUUCAUCCAGAAGGUGACGGUGAAGUAAUGACAGGCGAGAAAUGCACUGUUUGUGAUUCACCAUUAUACACAGACCCCGGGUUCAAUGAUCUUGAGCUAUGGUUGCAUGCCUAUAAAUAUGAAGCUGCCGAUAAAUCCUGGUCUUAUAAAACGACAUUCCCUGAUUGGGCAUCGCAGAGUACAAAAGGGUUCAUGGAAUUAGCACUUGAAGAAGCAGAUAAAUGUGGAGAGACUCAAACUCAGUUCAAUGUAGGGGCAGUCUUGGUGCACGAUGGUGAAGUCUUAGAAACUGGUCAUACCAGAGAACUCGAAGGUAAUACCCAUGCUGAACAAUGUGCGUUAGAAAAGUACCAGAAAAGAACCAGAAAACCUCUACCAAAAGGCACAGAAAUCUAUACCACCAUGGAGCCAUGCACUUUUAGGUUGAGUGGAAACUUACCUUGCGCUGAUAGAAUCUUGGAGACGAAUAUUUCUACUUGUUUUGUAGGAGUAUCAGAACCAGAUGACUUUGUCAAGGACAAUAACAGUGUAAGCAAGUUGGUAUCUCAUGGAAUUGAAUAUAUUCACAUACCAGGGUUCGAAGAACGAGCCAUUAAGAUUGCCAAAAAGGGCCACGAUAAAAUAGAAACUGAAGGGUCCUAGAAUUUAAUUUGACAGGUGUUGCAUUUGUGCGCUUAUAGACAUUUUAUAUAGCCGCUCGUCUUUGAUGCAAAAUAAAUAAAACAAUAAGAA
Messenger RNA from Yamadazyma tenuis ATCC 10573, 1833 nucleotides. NCBI's taxonomy places the organism in Eukaryota, Fungi, Ascomycota, Pichiomycetes, Serinales, Debaryomycetaceae. The record is from RefSeq and is a predicted model, not a curated record.